GGGGGGAUGCUCUGAAUAACACAUCGGUAAAGAAUGGAGAGGGAGCACUUGACGUCAUUUGGAGAAUAAUCCAAAGGACCAAUAGGAUUGAAACAAGCAAGAGUCAAUGCCAGCGAAUUGCCAACAUCACUAGCAGUGUGUCACCCAAGUCUUAACGUCCUCCUGUGAGAAAUCGAUUUACAAAAGAUUUGUUACAAUAACGACAAAAGAAAAUAGAGGGGUGAAACGGCGCCAGCGGUUACUGGUGAUAGUCUCCACCUGGGCGCUCCACGUCUCCAUCUUCCCUGUUAAGGAAUGCGCCCGGGAAGACCUCAACAAGCCAUCGCAACAUCACUUGACUGACUGAUAGUGACACGCAUGGAUGCUCUGUGAUGAUUCACUCUCUGCCGCAGCAAUGAGUAACCAAUUCAAAAACACCUCUUCCUCAACCUGGGAUGUUCAAGAAGGAGGGAAUUCCACACCACCUCCAUCAUUCCAGUUCGUAAUGGAACCGGUGGUCAUAAGCGUCAACCCCUGGGAUAUAGUCCUGUGUGUCACGGGAACCCUAAUGUCCUGCGAAAAUGCAAUUGUCCUUGCCUUAAUUAUUUACACGCCCACCCUGAAAGCGCCCAUGUUUGUGUUGAUAGGGAGCUUGGCUUUUGCGGACCUAUUGGCCGGGCUUGGUUUGAUAGUGAAUUUCACCAUCACCUACAUUUUUGAUACCGGAUUCGUGACGCUGCUAUCAGCUGGACUGCUCAUCACUGCUUUUUCGGCCUCCGUUCUCAAUAUCCUGGCAAUCACGGUGGAUAGAUACCUCUCCCUUUACAACGCACUGACUUACCACACGGAACGAACGGUGAUUUUUACCAUCGUCACACUGGUGCUCAUUUGGGUGACUAGCAUCACUCUUGGUGCGCUACCGAUCAUGGGAUGGAACUGCCUUGAGGAUGAGACGACUUGCAGCAUUUGCGCCCCCAUUGAUAAAAAUCACGCCGCUGCACUGGCGGUGACUUUUCUUUUUGUGUUUGCACUUAUUUUGCAACUUUACCUCCAGAUUUGCAAGAUUGCUUUUCGGCAUGCGCAGCAAAUCGCCGUGCAGCAGAAGUUCAUGACUACCUCCCACUCCUCCUCCCCCACCACUAAAGGGGUAUCCACCCUCUCCAUUAUCCUUGGCACCUUUGCAUUGUGCUGGAUCCCUUUCGCCAUGUACUCUCUGGUGGCUGACAUCGGAUAUCCACCUGUCUAUACCUACGUCACCGCUCUGCCGGCCAUUUGUCACUCUAUGAUAAACCCCAUCAUUUAUGCUUUCAGAAAUCCUGACCUACAGAAAUCUAUGAGAAUCGCUUGUUGUUGUGGAUGUGUAUCUUCCAACGUUUCUCUGCGACCAAGGACACCAAGUGAUGUCUAGGCAAACGUUUGAACGUCAUAGCCUAUCAAGUAGUUACAAGCACAUCCCAAUCUUACUGACUAUGCCGAAAAUGUUUCUAAGUGUUUUUUGUUGUUGUUGUUGUUGUGUGCAUUUUAUUUGUAUUGAAUAACUGUCCUCUUGUUGCAUCUUUUACUGGUGAUGGCAUUGGGAUAGGCUCUUCUCGAAACAAAGUCGUUCAAUCUCUCUAAAAGUGUAUUGUGCCAGAGCUACUUGCACCUUUAAUGUGGAGGUAGUAGCCUUCACUGUAUAGUAAAGGCCUCAUGUUACACCCCGUUUUUAUUAUAUAUAAUAGAUGCGUUUAUAAGUGUACUCCACUGGGCACAGACGUCAACUCAAGUCAAUUUUAUUCCACGUUGGUUCAACGUUGAUUCAACUAGUGUGCGCCCAUUGGGACAUGUGAUGUGCAGUGGCUCGGUGUUGCUCAUAAAGCAUUCAGAGUAGCCUAGCGCCCUGACUCAAUAGGCAAACACCUGUUCUGUGUCAGUACAACAGGGGGAAGGAAACAAACUACUUAUAAUGUCCCCGUACUGAUUCAAUUAAUUGGGAAUAAUGUUUUUUUUUUAUCAAAGGUUGUUGAAUGUUCUUCCGAAUGACGCUGAAACGUGGUAGGCUACUGACUUGCUGCGUCUCUGCACCCUCAAAACUAUGCCGAAACUGUCCCCUCAGUCUGUUAAAUGUUGGGGCAAGUCAAAGUGAGCUGAUUUUGUGAUUAACGUUGCAUUGCGAGGGAGAAAGGCUGGAAUGAGUGGACAGCUCAAUUCAGCGCCGGCCUUUUCAGCACCAUGGACAGUGAAACGUGAGCUGUCACCCACUCAAUAACGCACGCGUAUGUCUGGUUAUGCGAGCUCGGUGGCGUCAUCUGCCAUAAAUAAUACAGCAGCAGAGAAUAAGCCUCACUUGUGUGCAUAUUGAAUUCAAGACAAAAACAGCAACAUAGUGUCAGCCAAAGUUUUCCAAAUGAACGCGCCCAGACCGUAUCAUAUAUUCCCAGUAUGACAGGGCACUCUAAAUGUUUAAAGUGGUAAACUCCUUACAUUCGCCACGCGCACAACACUACUUGCUUCUAAUUACAAUUGUCCACGUGCAAUAUUUGUACGCACAUAGCCUACACAUCCUUGGUAGACCUAACACAUCGACAUCUGAUUGCGGACAGAAGUCAUAAUAUAUUGUUUUAUUGGUUAUAACAUUGCUCAUGUUUUCACAGCGAAUCAAUAUUUGUCACACCUAGAUUUGUCUGUUGGGUAGUUGUACAUAAUAGGUGCAGUGCAUCUAAAUUAUGCAAAUGGUACAGUUUUGUUCUCUGUUAUGGCACUCGUUCCAAUAGUCGGUAAACACCAAUUUUCUACAGAAUGUCUUAAUUGUUUUGCCUUACUAUGUCUCACUGGCAAUAAUGUAUAACUUGUGUAAAGUGAUAAACUGAAUGACAUGUAUAUGUUGGUUCUCAAUAGAAAGGGACCAAUAUAUUUAACAAAUAGCCAUUUGCCAGUUUAUGACUGUAUGGUACAGUAUGAGCAGCUCUAUGACGUCAAUAAUGUGUGGUGUACAGCGCUUGAAUGAUAAUGCAACGUCUGUUGUUUGAGAUGUGUGUGGAGUAUGUAGGCUUAUCUACUGCCUAUUCUCUUGUUGUGCAGCCAAAGAGCUGCUAUAAGCAAUCCACAAUCAUUGGAACCCCCUAUGAUUCCAGUCAACAUUGGUGGGAACUCUGCAACCAGUGUCAUCACUAUUGAAUUGAAGACGAUCUUGUGUGUGCCGCCAAGCUUUGCUUGUGUAAGUACUGUAUGGAAUGCUUGUGUCCGAUUCAGAUGAUUCACUGUCGCUUAUCCACCACAGUCAGCAUGAUUGAUUCAGCUAUUUAGUAUUCUCACAGGGUUUAGAAACCCAUAAGGUCUUAUUGUAUUGGUAUAAAGCUAUAUUUUUAUAUAUUUAUUGAAAAAAAUGUAUGUAGUUUGUUUAUCUAGUUGUUGUUUUUUAAAUCAUAAAUUAUUAAUUUUGUCUUUAGGAAACAACUUCAAUGUGUCCCGUUCAAUGUAUUCAAGGAAUGAUUGUUGUCAUAAACGACGCCAAACGAUUGCAACACUACUGUCAAAUUUGUUUGCUUCCUCAAGAUCCUGGACUACUCGUUGUGUUGCAUUGGUGACUUCUGUUCAAUACACUUCACCAUAUUGUCACCAAGACAGGGUUUUAGUUGAGGUUUUCGUAACAAAGGCAAUCAACCAAAUCUGUAGCACCGAGAUAUCCAACUAGGUGUCUGUGGGAAAGGUCAAUAAAUGUUUGUUA
Molecule: messenger RNA, 3685 nt
Organism: Oncorhynchus kisutch (coho salmon)
Lineage: Eukaryota; Metazoa; Chordata; Actinopteri; Salmoniformes; Salmonidae
Product: G-protein coupled receptor 12-like
Exons: 2
Coding region: 362-1387 (341 amino acids)
Biological process (GO): G protein-coupled receptor signaling pathway
Cellular component (GO): membrane
Molecular function (GO): G protein-coupled receptor activity
Source: RefSeq, a predicted model, not a curated record